Messenger RNA from Arabidopsis thaliana (thale cress), 1094 nucleotides. Its product is annotated as Winged helix-turn-helix transcription repressor DNA-binding protein. The record is from RefSeq and is marked reviewed. Gene Ontology annotation, molecular function: DNA binding; double-stranded telomeric DNA binding. The transcript has 8 exons. The coding region runs from base 182 to 880 and encodes 232 amino acids. Gene Ontology annotation, biological process: nucleosome assembly. Gene Ontology annotation, cellular component: chromosome; nucleosome; nucleus. NCBI's taxonomy places the organism in Eukaryota, Viridiplantae, Streptophyta, Magnoliopsida, Brassicales, Brassicaceae.
GUAGAAAAGCGGGAAACAGAGAAUUAGUUACGUCUUCUUCUCCGACGAGACGACUGCGAUUGAGUUUUUUUGAAGAUCUCAAAUUCAAAGAGACGAGCCUUCUUAAGUGGCCAAGGAUUCUGAAGAUAGUUCAUCAGCUGCGAACGAUUCCUCUGGCGAAGAGCCUUCUUCUUCAGCGGCCAUGGAUUCUGCAGAUGCGAACGUUACCUUUGAGUACACGUUAAGUUUAGAUGAUAUGGUUUUUGAAGCUUUAUCAACAAUAGAUGAUGAACAUGAUGGAACUGGUCGUGAUGUCGAUGGGAUUUUCAAAUUUAACAAUGACCGGUACGUGAUACCGGAUAAUUCUAGGGAGCGAUUGAGAGGCGAGGUUGAAAAACUAGUUGCUGAAAGAAAAAUAGAGAAGGUAGGAAACCGCUACAUGAUGAUGAUGCCCCAACGUGUUCCUGCUACUAGAGAAGAUUCCACAACGCCACAACGUGAUCCUCAGGCAGAAGCAGUAGCAAAACUAGUCGCAGAGACAGAACACUUAGAGUUCCAAGCAAAAGAGGCUCAAGAACUUGCAGAUAGAUACAGUUUGAUGCUAAAUUCCGAAUGCAUAAUCUUGGAGUUAGCCGUAGAAAUCCUUAACCGAUGUGCUAAUGGUCAAAUGAUUUUCCUCUGUACUUCUCUCGUACCAAGAGCACCAGAAGAAAAUCCUCAGAUGGACGCAGUAGCAAAAUUAAUCGCCGAGGCAGAACACUUGGAGUUCCAAGCAAAAGAGGCACAAGAACUUGCAGAUAAACACGCCCAGUUGCUAGAAUUAGAAAGCGAGAUAAUCUUGCAGUUAGCCGUAGAAAUCUUUAACCGAUGUGCUAAUGGUCAAAAGAUUUUCCUGCGGUAAAAGCGUUGAUCUUCUGGUCCGGUUCAAUGUGGAUGUAUUCGAUUACCGGUUCUUUCAUAGCUUUUUUGGCUUUUGAGUUUUAAAAAAAAAAGUGUUUAAAUUUCAUUUGUAACUGAUCGAUUUUGUCACUUCUGUGUAGAUUAGAGGUUAAACGAUUUUGAUUGUAAAGGCAACAAUGUAAUCUUUUUCUUUUUGUUGAUAAAAAGUUUGUGCA